AAAAAUAAUAAAUAAAUAAUAAAUAAUAAAUAAUAAAUUAUAAAUAAUAAAAUAUAAAUAAAUAAAAGAUAUGAGUUUAAAAAAUAAAAAACAAACAAAUAAUAAAGAAAAACAACCAAUUAAAAAUAUUGCAGGAGAUGAAAGAUCAUUUUAUGAAAUUUUAGGUGUUUCUAAAACUGCAUCAGAUGCCGAAAUUAAAAAAGCAUAUUAUAAAUUAGCAAGAGAAGUACAUCCGGAUAAAAAUAACGGCCCAGAUGCUAAAGAAGAAUUUCAAAAAUUAGGUAGAAUCUAUUCAAUCUUAAAAGAGCCAUCAUCAAGAAAAUUUUAUGAUAAACAUGGUGAUGUUGAAAGAGAAGGAUUUGGAUUAUCAGGACAAGAUUUAUAUGAAGCUUGGUUACAACAAUAUAAUAUCGUUAGAUUAAGCGAAGAAAAGAUUCACGAAUUUUUUAAACAACAAGAGGCUCAAAAGAAAUCAAGUGGUAAAAAUGUUAGUAAAGACGAAGAAGAUGACUUAAUUGAAUUCUAUAAUAAAAACAAAGGUGAUAUGAAAAGAAUUAAAGAAUAUGUAAUAGGUUGUGAAACUAAAAAAGAUAUCCAAAGAAUGUGCGACCAUUUAAAGUCAUUGGUAAACGAAGGUAAAUUAAAGAGUUUCCCAAUAUUUUUUAAGAGUGGCACAUUUUCACCAGAAACAUCAACAACCAAAGGUAAAAAACCAACACAAGUCAUAGAAGAACCAGAAGAAGAAGAGGAAGAAGUCGAAGGUGAAGAUAUUGGUGAUGAAGAGGAAGAGGAUGAGGAAAGUUUUGAUGACGAAGAUGACGAAGAUGAUGAGAGUUACGAAGAUGAAGAUGAAGAGGAGGACGAUGAAGAUAUGAUUGAUGAAGAUGAUUAUAGCAAAAAUAAAUCAAAAAAAACAAACUCAAGUGCAAAUCAUAAAAAAGUCGGAAAGUCUCCAACAUCUACUAAAACCAAAACAAGUUAUUUUGCUAAACAAUUAAAUAAAAAGAAAAAAUAAAUCUUAUACAAUAAACAU
Molecule: messenger RNA, 1033 nt
Organism: Dictyostelium purpureum
Lineage: Eukaryota; Evosea; Eumycetozoa; Dictyosteliales; Dictyosteliaceae
Exons: 3
Coding region: 71-1015 (314 amino acids)
Cellular component (GO): cytoplasm; nucleus
Molecular function (GO): heat shock protein binding
Source: RefSeq, a predicted model, not a curated record